Fragaria vesca subsp. vesca is the source of this 2261-nucleotide messenger RNA. Its product is annotated as THO complex subunit 1-like. Gene Ontology annotation, biological process: mRNA export from nucleus; regulation of DNA-templated transcription elongation. Gene Ontology annotation, cellular component: THO complex part of transcription export complex. The record is from RefSeq and is a predicted model, not a curated record. The transcript is spliced from 21 exons. The coding region runs from base 76 to 1911 and encodes 611 amino acids. NCBI's taxonomy places the organism in Eukaryota, Viridiplantae, Streptophyta, Magnoliopsida, Rosales, Rosaceae.
GAAUUACUCGAAGGAGUUAUAUAUCAUUGAGGUCUCGCCAUUCGACCCACGCUGGCUUCUCGGAAUCCGCUCAACAUGGAAGUGUUCCGAAGUGCGAUACUGCAACCAGGCCCGCCUGAAACCUUUGCGUUACAGACGGUUCAGCAAGUUAUAAAGCCUCAGAAAGGGACGAAGCUGGUGCAAGAUGAGAAUCAACUGUUGGAAAAUAUCCUCCGGACAUUGCUGCAGGAACUGGUGUCCUCUGCAGUGCAGUCCGGGGAGCAGAUAAUGCAGUAUGGCCAAUCAAUUGAUGAUGGAGAAGCUACAAGAGGACAUAUUCCACGUCUUCUAGAUGUUGUGUUGUAUCUUUGUGAGAACGAGCACGUGGAAGGUGGCAUGAUAUUUCAGCUAUUGGAAGACUUGACAGAGAUGUCUACUAUGAGAAACUGCAAAGACGUUUUCGGUUAUAUAGAGAGUAAGCAAGAUAUAUUAGGAAAGCAAGAGCUUUUUGCGAGAGGAAAACUUGUCAUGUUGAGAACAUGCAAUCAACUCCUUCGUCGUCUAUCAAAGGCAAAUGAUGUGGUUUUUUGCGGACGAAUUCUAAUGUUUCUAGCACACUUUUUCCCGUUGUCUGAGCGAUCAGCUGUGAAUAUCAAAGGAGUCUUUAACACAUCGAAUGAAACAAAAUAUGAGAAAGAUGCCCCUGAUGGAAUUUCCAUCGAUUUCAACUUUUACAAGACCUUCUGGAGCUUACAGGAAUACUUUUGUAACCCUGCUCCCUUAACUGUUGCUCCUACCAAGUGGCAGAAAUUUACAUCCAGUUUAAAGGUUGUCUUAAAUACCUUUGAAGCUCAACCAUUAAGUGAUGAAGAGGGAGAAGCCAAUAAUUUGGAGGAGUCAGCAAAUUUCAGCAUAAAGUAUCUUACAAGCAGUAAGCUGAUGGGUCUGGAGUUAAAGGAUCCGAGUUUCCGACGACACAUACUCGUGCAGUGCCUCAUAUUGUUUGAUUAUCUGAAGGCCCCAGGAAAAAGUGAAAAAGAUUUGCCUUCUGAAAGCAUGAAAGAAGAAAUAAAUUCUUAUGAGGAGCAUGUGAAGAAACUGCUUGAGAUGACUCCACCAAAGGGGGAAAGUUUUCUUCAUAAAAUUGAACAUAUAUUAGAACGUGAAAAGAAUUGGGUAUGGUGGAAACGAGAUGGUUGCCCCCCAUUUGAGAAGCAGCCGAUUGAAAAGAAAACUGUUCAAGAUGGAGCCAAAAAGCGGAAGCCGAGGUGGAGAUUGGGAAAUAAAGAACUCUCACAGUUGUGGAAGUGGGCAGACCAGAAUCCGAAUGCUUUAACUGAUACUCAACGUCUUCGGACCCCUUCCAUCACUGAGUACUGGAAACCCUUGGCUGAGGACAUGGAUCCAGCAGCUGGAAUAGAAGCUGAAUAUCACCACAAAAAUAACCGAGUUUACUGCUGGAAAGGUCUUCGAUUUUCAGCUAGACAAGACUUAGAAGGGUUUUCUAAAUUUACAGAAUUUGGUAUUGAAGGAGUGGUACCUCUAGAACUUCUGCCCCCUGAAGAACGUGCUAAAUACGCUCCUAAAACAAAUGAGAAGUCCAAACGUGCUAAAAAGGAAGAUGCAAAGGCUGCUGUGCAUCAUGUAGAAGAAAAUCAGGUGGCAACAGCUGCAACUGAUGUAGAUGGUGAAGUACUGAGAACUGAUGUUGGGGCCCUCGUGGCUCCAUUGGACACUGAUAACACCAUGGUUUGCAAUACAUCCCAAGGUAACAGUCCAAUGGCAGAUGAACAUCAGAAGCAAAGUUCUGAUACUGAUGGUGGUCAAGAGGCAGGGCAGUUGGAAGACGAUGCCGAGGUAGAUGCCGAGGGGGAUGCUGGGAUGAUUGAUGGAGAGAUUGAACCGGAGGUUGAUUUAGAUCCAGCUAGCUGACAGAUCUACUGGAUGCUGUUUCUCUGUGGAGCGCCCCGUUCAAAAGGCUUUGCAAAUGCCAGGGCAGCAGUAUGCAAUUGAACAUAGAUGUCAUAUCUUAACAUAUUUGACAAUAUUAGGAUAGCAAUGGAUCCAUGAGAUUUUGUAGUUCGAUUUGUCUAGUGUCAAUUCAUGUAAUUCAUAAUGUGCCCAAAUAUCUGCAACUGUUGGUACAUUUAAUUUUAUCUCUGCGUUUGAUAAUUUUCAGUUCACAUAGUUUUAACCAAGCAAUCUGUCUGGUUAGAAGUUCAGCUUAUUUAAGUUCAGUCCACAUAAUUUUCAGGUCACCAUUUAAUUCCUUUUAAUUUUAU